Molecule: messenger RNA, 222 nt
Organism: Haemonchus placei
Lineage: Eukaryota; Metazoa; Nematoda; Chromadorea; Rhabditida; Trichostrongylidae
Source: the annotation of a GenBank genome assembly
AUGCGGGUUGCUAUUGUGUUUGCAUGCCAUAAACGAGGCUAUCAACCUGGUUGCAGGUCAAUCGAUCCUGAUAAGCUAUUUGUUGUUCUUGGUUACCCUCGCAAAUGCGACGCCAGCACAUCUCGAUUAACCACUCUAACCACUCGCGAUGAGCCAUACCGGGAUGUCGGCCGCGACGGUGUCUCCUUCCCAAAACCCAAAGAAGACGCUGAUGCUGUGUGA